AUGCAGCUGUUGGAAUCUGACGUUCAGAAGAACAUUUAUCAACACUGCUGGAGCCUGGAGAAGAAGAGUUCACCAGCCAAGCAGGACCAAGGAUCAGAUGGACUUGUGGACUGUCUGGACCCAGAUUGUUGUCUACAAACAACUUGCCAGUCAAGUUUACUCUGCCGUGGAUCACGUGAUCCUCUUGAUAUCAUCCAGCAAAGCCAGGCAGGCUCACCAGCAGUAAAGUCGUUUUAUGACCGCAUCAAACUCCUUGUUGGAAAAGACAGUACGCACAUAAUUCCUGGAGAAAAUCCAUUCAACAGCAGCCUUGUCUCACUAAUAAGAGGACAAGUUAUGACCACAGAUGGAACACCUUUAGUUGGUGUCAAUGUAUCUUUUGUGAAAUAUCCAAAAUAUGGCUACACCAUAACACGUCAAGAUGGCACAUUUGAUUUAAUAGCAAAUGGUGGAGCAUCCCUGACACUUCACUUUCAGAGGGCUCCUUUCAUGAACCAAGAAAGGACAGUUUGGCUUCCAUGGAACAGCUUUUACGCUAUGGAUACUCUGGCAAUGAAGACAGAGGAAAAUACCAUCCCUAGCUGUGAUUUAAGUGGUUUUGUGAGGCCUGACCCAGUUAUAAUCUCUUCUCCUCUCUCGACCUUCUUCAGCUCUUCCCCAAGAAGGAACCCUAUUGUUCCAGAGACACAGGUUCUCCAUGAAGAGAUAGAGAUGCCAUGUUCAAACCUCAGACUUUGCUACCUGAGUUCUCGAACCCCUGGAUACAAGUCUCUGUUAAAAAUCACAAUGACCCAGUCUGUGGUUCCUGUUAAUCUAAUCAAAGUCCAUUUAAUGGUGGCUGUUGAAGGACAUCUAUUCCAGAAGACAUUCCAAGCUUCACCAAAUUUAGCUUAUACAUUUGUUUGGGAUAAAAGCGAUGCUUAUGGUCAAAGAGUUUAUGGACUAUCAGAUGCUGUAGUGUCUGUUGGCUUUGAAUAUGAAACGUGCCUUGGCCUUAUAUUAUGGGAGAAGAGAACAGCAGAAUUACAAGGGUUUGAGUUAGAUCCCUCAAACCUUGGAGGCUGGUCAUUAGAUAAGCACCACAUACUAAAUGUAAAAAGUGGCAUUCUGCAUAAAGGCAGCGGAGAAAAUCAGUUUCUUUCACAACAACCUGCUGUAAUCAUGAGCAUAAUGGGUAACGGCCGUAGAAGAAGUAUCUCUUGCCCCAGCUGCAAUGGCCUCGCUGAAGGUAACAAGCUAUUGGCUCCAGUAGCUCUUGCAGUUGGAAUUGAUGGAAGCCUCUUUGUGGGAGAUUUUAAUUAUAUACGACGCAUCUUCCCCUCCAGAAAUGUCACCAGUAUUCUGGAACUUCGAAACAAAGAAUUUAAACAUAGCAACAACAUAGCACAUAAAUAUUACUUGGCAGUAGACCCAGUGUCUGGCUCAAUAUAUCUGUCAGAUACCAACAGCCGGAGAAUAUACAAGAUCAAGUCCCUUACAGGGGCAAAAGAUAUUGCGACCAACUUAGAAGUUAUUGCUGGCAACGGUGAGCAGUGCAUGCCCUUUGAUGAGGCAAGAUGUGGCAAUGGAGGGAAAGCAGUGGAUGCCAUUCUAACUAACCCAAGAGGAAUUGCAGUUGAUAAGAAUGGGCUUAUUUAUUUUGUUGAUGCAACAAUGAUACGAAAAGUCGAUCAGAAUGGAAUCAUUUCUACUCUACUGGGAUCCAAUGACCUUGCUGCAGGACGGCCUUUAAGCUGUGAUUCAAGCAUGGACAUCACUCAGGUUCGUAUGGAAUGGCCAACAGAUUUAGCAGUUAACCCAAUGGAUAACUCCCUCUACGUCUUAGAAAACAAUGUUAUUUUGCGUAUUACAGAAAACCAUCAAGUUAGUAUCAUAGCUGGACGUCCAAUGCAUUGUCAGGUACCUGGUAUAGACUAUUCCUUAAGCAAACUGGCUAUUCAUUCUGCACUUGAAUCUGCCAGCGCAAUUGCUAUUUCCCAUACUGGGAUACUAUACAUUGCAGAGACAAAUGAAAAGAAGAUCAAUAGAAUACGACAAGUGACGACCAAUGGUGAAAUAUCUCUUUUAGCUGGGGCAGCUUCUGACUGCAACUGCAAAGAUGAUGUCAACUGCAACUGUUAUGCUGGAGAUGACGGCUAUGCUACUGAUGCAUUUCUAAACUCACCGUCAUCCCUGGCCGUAGCACCCGAUGGUACAGUAUACAUUGCAGACCUUGGAAAUAUACGGAUAAGAGCUGUUGUUGAAAACCAGCCUGUUCUCUCUUCAUUUAAUCAGUAUGAAAUUGCAUCUCCAGGAGAACAAGAAUUAUACAUUUUUAAUAUCAAUGGUAUCCAUCAGUACACACAGAGCUUGGUCACAGGAGAAUACUUGUACAAUUUUACUUACAGUGCCGACAAUGAUGUAAUAGAAAUUAUCGACAAUAGUGGCAACUCUUUGAAAAUCCGCAGGGAUUCUAAUGGUACUCCACGUCAUUUUCUAAUGCCAGACAAUCAGAUUAUCACAUUGGCACUUGGUACCAAUGGAGGACUUAAGAUGGUCUCUACACAAAAUCUGGAGUUGUCCUUAAUGACAUAUGAGGGCAAUACUGGGAUGUUAACAACAAAAAGUGAUGAGACUGGCUGGACAAUGUUUUAUGAUUACGACAAUGAAGGCCGCUUGACCAAUGUAACCCGUCCAACUGGCGUUGUUACCAGUCUCCACAGAGAGAUGGAAAAAUCUAUUACUAUUGACAUAGAAAAUUCCAACCGGGAUGAUGAUGUCACUGUUAUAACCAACCUGUCUUCAGUUGAGGCAUCGUAUACUGUUGUACAAGAUCAAGUACGUAACAGUUACCAGUUAUGCAGUAAUGGGACCCUGAGAGUUAUGUAUGCUAAUGGGAUGGGAAUCAGUUUCCAUAGUGAGCCCCAUAUUUUGGCUGGCACAGUAACACCUACAAUCGGACGGCGGAAUAUUUCUUUGCCUAUGGAGAAUGGGUUAAAUUCAAUUGAAUGGCGGCUACGAAAAGAGCAGACAAAAGGAAAAGUAACUGUCUUUGGGAGGAAGCUUCGAGUCCAUGGGAGAAAUUUACUAUCCAUAGAUUUUGACAGGAAUUCACAUACUGAAAAAAUAUAUGAUGAUCAUCGAAAGUUUACUCUCCGCAUAGUCUAUGAUCAACUAGGGCGACCACUUCUCUGGCUUCCAAGCAGUGGACUAGCGCCUGUUAAUGUGUCUUAUUUCUUCAAUGGUCGCUUGUCUGGACUUCAACGGGGGGCCAUGAGUGAACGAACUGAGAUGGACAAGCAGGGCAGAAUCAUUUCUCGAUCAUUUGCCGAUGGAAAAACUUGGAGCUAUACUUAUCUGGAAAAGUCAAUGGUGCUUCUUCUUCAAAGUCAACGGCAAUACAUCUUUGAAUACGAUUCAUCAGACCGUCUAUACUCUGUAACCAUGCCUAGUGUUGCUCGGCAUAGUAUGUCAACUCACACAUCAGUUGGAUACAUCAGAAACAGUUAUAAUCCUCCAGAAAGCAAUGCAUCAAUCAUUUUUGACUACAGCGAAGAUGGUAGACUUUUAAAGACGUCAUUUCUUGGUACUGGUCGACAAGUAUUCUAUAAGUAUGGAAAACUUUCCAAGUUAUCAGAGAUCAUUUAUGACAGCACAGCAGUCACCUUUGGUUAUGAUGAAACAACAGGUGUUUUAAAAAUGGUGAAUCUUCAAAGUGGUGGUUUUUCAUGUACAAUCCGCUAUAGGAAAAUUGGUCCUUUAGUCGACAAACAAAUCUACAGGUUUUCUGAAGAAGGCAUGGUAAAUGCUAGGUUUGAUUACACUUACCAUGACAAUAGUUUUCGAGUUGCUAGCCUUAAGCCUAUAAUAAGUGAAACUCCUUUGCCUGUAGAAUUAUAUCGCUAUGAUGACAUUUCUGGCAAAAUUGAACAUUUUGGAAAAUUUGGAGUGAUUUACUAUGACGUUAACCAGAUCAUAACUACAGCUGUAAUGACACUAACAAAACAUUUUGAUACUCAUGGACGAAUUAAAGAAGUCCAAUAUGAAAUAUUUAGAUCGUUGAUGUAUUGGAUGACCGUGCAAUAUGAUAGUAUGGGCCGAGUUAUAAAAAGGGAGCUGAAACUUGGUUCCUAUGCCAACACAACAAAGUAUACCUAUGAAUAUGAUGGGGAUGGUCAGCUGUUAACUGUUGCUGUCAAUGACAGGCAAACAUGGCGUUAUAACUAUGACCUUAAUGGGAAUUUAUAUCUAUUGACUCCUGGAAAUGGCAUACGUCUCCUGCCUUUAAGAUAUGAUCUCAGAGACAGAAUAACACGUUUGGGGGAUGUGCAAUACAAAAUUGAUGAUGAUGGAUUCUUGAGUCAAAGAGGUGCUGAUAUUUUUGAAUAUAACUCAAAGGGCCUUCUCACCAGGGCAUACAACAAGGUCCUUGGAUGGAAUGUACAAUAUCGAUAUGAUGGACUAGGACGAAGAGCUUCCUGCAAAACUAACCUAGGACUUCAUCUUCAGUUCUUCUAUGCUGAUCUACACAACCCAACACGGGUUACCCAUGUCUAUAAUCACUCAAAUUCAGAAAUAACUUCCUUGUACUAUGACUUGCAAGGUCAUCUAUUUGCAAUGGAAAGCAGUAGUGGAGAAGAAUACUACAUUGCCUCUGAUAAUACAGGCACACCACUGGCAGCUUUCAGCAUCAAUGGGGUGAUGAUUAAGCAGUUACAAUAUACGCCUUAUGGAGAAGUUUACUUUGAUUCAAAUCCAAACUUCCAGCUUGUUAUUGGAUUUCAUGGAGGACUAUAUGAUCCACUAACAAAGUUGGUACAUUUUGCUCAAAGAGAUUAUGAUGUGUUGGCUAGACGCUGGAUAUCUCCAGAUUAUACAAUGUGGAAGAAAAUUGGGCAAGAUCCUGCUCCUUUCAACCUAUAUAUGUUUAAGAACAAUAAUCCACUGAGCACUGAAAUGGAUUUAAAAAACUACGUUACAGAUGUGCAAAACUGGCUGGUGAUGUUUGGAUUUCAAUUGAGCAACAUAAUUCCUGGCUUUCCCCGGUCCAAAUUACACUUUGUCCCACCCUCUUAUGAGUUGAGAGAGAGUCAAGAAUGUGAAAAUGGGCAGCUAAUUACAGGUGUUCAACAGACCACUGAAAGACACAAUCAAGCAUUUAUGGCAUUGGAGGGUCAGACUAUAGUGAAGCGGCUGCACGCAAACAUAAGAGAGAAGCUUGGACACUGGUUUGCCACUACUGGUCCUAUAAUUGGAAAAGGAAUAAUGUUUGCCAUUAAGGAAGGGAAAGUGACAACCGGAAUGUCCAGCAUUGCCAGUGAAGACAGUCGGAAAAUUGCUUUGGUGCUUAAUGGGGCCCAUUAUCUGGAAAAAAUGUACUAUAACAUUGAAGGAAAGGACACACAUUACUUUGUCAAAAUUGGAUCCUCUGAUAAUGACCUAGUCACCCUGGGAUUGACGACAGGUCGCAAAACGCUAGACAGUGGAGUGAAUGUUACCAUUUCACAGCCAACUCUUCUGAUAAAUGGAAGGACUCGCAGGUUUACAAACAUCGAAUUCCAACAUUCCUCACUAAUUUUAAAUAUAAGAUAUGGAUUAACUGCCGACACCUUAGAUGAAGAAAGAGCAAGAGUUCUAGAUCAAGCACGCCAGCGAGCAAUGAGUGCAGCUUGGGCUAAAGAACAACAAAAAGCAAGAGAUGGAAAAGAAGGUAGUCGCUUAUGGACUGAGGGAGAAAAACAGCAGCUUUUAAGCACUGGAAGAGUUCAAGGAUAUGAGGGGUAUUAUGUCCUUCCAGUGGAGCAGUACCCAGAGCUUGCAGACAGUAGCAGUAACAUCCAGUUCUUAAGACAGAAUGAAAUGGGAAAGAGGUAACAAAUUAAUCUGCUGUCAUCCUUUCCUGGAUGGAUCAGUAGUAACAACUGUUAUCUCCUCUCCUAAGGAGAUGAAGACCUAAAUGGGGCACUAGGCUGAAAUGUUUGAGACAGUUAAGUAGCAAGAAAGCUCACAUUUUUUGAGUUGACUGCUGCUGCUAAAAAAAAACACAAAUUGAAGUGGACUUAAAGCCUGAUUUUAAAAAAAUACAACUAAACACAAGAGUACCCCUUUGAUAUUACCCACUUCUUCUGGGUCACUGUUAAAAUAAAAAAAUUUGGCCUCUGAUUACGUUACUUCUUUGACAUGUGAGUAAAGUUUAAAAGAAUUCAAAAUGGCCACCUUUACAAGACCUUUUGUUGAAAAUGACUCAGACUGCUUCUUUGAUAAGUAUUCUGACAUUUUGAUCUAGGGAUGCUUACUGCAUUGCUUAAAAAAACUUUGAAGUGAUUUGUAGAAAUAAAACUAAAACAAAGAGCAAAGGAUAGACGUUGAUGAGAAAACAUGGACUUUAUUUGCACUCUUAUCCCAAAAUGCUCUGUGACUUAAUUUAUCCAUUAAGUGGGUAGAGUGUGAUGUGUGAGUCAAAAUGGAGGCUUUCACUGCAGUUAAAUUCAUCCUCUUGUUUGUAUUUGAGAAAUCCAUUGUGGACAAUACAGUAUAACACAGUUACAGGGUGUAGUCUGUUUAGAAUCAGUAGUUUGUUGGUAUCAAUUUCAGUAGAGAUGUGGGCAUUGUGACACUACCGCAAAUGGGCACCACUUCUGAUCACCCUGUUCAUAUAAGAAGGCCAGAUGGCACAAUCACUGUUUCCGAUUAAAACUAGAAAUGUGUUUGUUUGGUCAAAACAAUAAACUGAGACAAUCACCUUACAGUCACCACAAAGAUGAACUUUGGUUUUUUUGUAAUAUACAUGUAUGAACUGUUCAUUGAGUUUUUAUAUUAUUUUAAUUUGCUGCUAAAUGGAGAUUAGAAACAGGCAAAGAUAAUUUAUGGCAAAGUGUUUAAAUUGUUUAUACAUAAAUAAAGUCUCUAAAACUGUG
Messenger RNA from Nanorana parkeri, 6896 nucleotides. RefSeq names its product teneurin transmembrane protein 2 (gene TENM2). Gene Ontology annotation, molecular function: cell adhesion molecule binding; protein heterodimerization activity; protein homodimerization activity. Gene Ontology annotation, cellular component: neuron projection. The coding region runs from base 1 to 5853 and encodes 1950 amino acids. Lineage: Eukaryota; Metazoa; Chordata; Amphibia; Anura; Dicroglossidae. The record is from RefSeq and is a predicted model, not a curated record. Gene Ontology annotation, biological process: heterophilic cell-cell adhesion; neuron development. The transcript is spliced from 18 exons.